GGGACAGGUCAUGCGGGAAACUCGCGUCCAUGGAACCUUCGCCCCAUCCCUGUCCCAAAAUUGCGGGGAUGGGGCUAGGGAUGGGAAUUGCCCUCUAGGCCCGCCCCACCCGGUUGCAGAUCUUUGCAAGAAAAAUAACCAUUUAGAGUCGAAGAAGAAUCGUUACGCCAUGGACGCGAUCAGGCACACAUGCCUGAAGCUUGAAGUGCCAAGUAUCGCGCAAUCGAACGAAAGCCGCUCCAUCUUCUUCGUCAAAGGCACUUGGUUUCGCCACCGCUUCGAUCUCUCCAUUACCGACGGCCUCAAUGCUUGGACUUGCCAUGCGACGGAGGACGAGGUUCGAUUGCGCGCCGAACAAUGGGACCAAGAACCCUCGGACUAUGUGGCGUUGGCGGAACGGCAUUUAGGGUUUCAGCAGCCUGGUUCGGUCUAUGGGUUCGCCGACGCUGGAAAUGGGGACAAGAGGCUUUCUUGGACAUUUGACAAAGAAGGGAUGAAGUUAGAAUGGCGAUGGAAUUGUCAACCAGCAUCUGAUAAUAAGAAGACAACUGCAGGAAUAUUGGACUUUCUCAUGGAUGCCAACAUAAGGCUGAGCGAAGAGGUUGUCAGAAAAACACAAUCGUUUGAGAGGCUGAAAGUUGAAUCUGAGAAUUGUUUGGCUCAAAGUGAGAAGAUUAGUGGCGAAAAGGUGGAGUUCGAAACUGCAAUUUAUGCAAAGUUUCUCAAUGUCUUGAACUCGAAGAAAGCAAAACUUAGAGCGUACAGAGAUCAGCUUUCGAAACAGACUACUGGCAGCAGCAAGCUGAAACAAGAAGAGGAGUACUCCUCUGACAAAACCGAAACUUUUGACGAUGAAAGCGAUGCCGAAAAGAACUAACGAAGAAUGAAGGAAUGUUAUAUGCAAUUAGUUAGGAUGACACACACACAUCUUUGGUAAUGUUUCAUGGCCAAAAUCCCUCUCUUUCUCUCUACUGAUUAAAGUUCUAACGGAUUUUGUGGAUUUUUGUAGUUUUAACUUGUUCUAACGUAAGCUAUUGCUUGGACUGAGUUGUCAUUUUAUUUUAUUUUUUGUGUAGAGCUUUGUUAACCUCUAGGAAACAGUGGGAUAAGAGCGCUUUGAUAGUCUCACGGAGCAAUGCACUUAUUCGUUCGCAUAAAAUGAAAGUUUACUAUUAAACUGGGAUUCAGAUUCAUAUGAUUAAUCUAUUGAUAGAUUUGUAUCUCCGAUAAAUUAUAAGAAAUGUUGCGGUCUACGCUUAUACAAUCUUCAUUGUAUUGUUUACAAUCUUUCUAAAUCUAAAACACAAUGAAUUUUUGGUGCCACUGAUUGUAAGGCAAGUUUGGCAAAGUAAUGCUAAGGGCUUGUUUCCGUU
Momordica charantia (bitter melon) is the source of this 1373-nucleotide messenger RNA. RefSeq names its product DNA repair protein XRCC4. Gene Ontology annotation, cellular component: DNA ligase IV complex; DNA-dependent protein kinase-DNA ligase 4 complex; nucleus. Gene Ontology annotation, molecular function: DNA binding. Gene Ontology annotation, biological process: double-strand break repair via nonhomologous end joining; positive regulation of ligase activity; DNA recombination. The record is from RefSeq and is a predicted model, not a curated record. NCBI's taxonomy places the organism in Eukaryota, Viridiplantae, Streptophyta, Magnoliopsida, Cucurbitales, Cucurbitaceae.